AAUUUUCUGAAGCUCUGCAAAGUCAAGUACUACAACUAUUGUCUUGUUCAUAAUGUACAGAGGGAUUUUAUUAUACAAACCGGUGACCCUAUGGGAACUGGCCGUGGAGGGGAAUCCAUAUUUUGUCAACUGUACGGUGAUCAAGCUAGAUUUUUUGAGGCAGAAAAAGUGCCGAGAAUUAAGCACAAGAAGAAGGGAACUGUGUCAAUGGUGAACAAUGGCAGCGAUCAGCAUGGCUCACAGUUUCUUAUUACUACAGGGGAAAACCUGGAUUACCUUGAUGGUGUGCAUACAGUAUUUGGAGAAGUAACAGAAGGCAUGGAUGUAUUGAAGACAAUUAAUGAAACCUUUGUAGAUAAGGAUUUUAUCCCAUAUCAAGAUAUUAGGAUAAAUCAUACAGUAAUUUUAGAUGAUCCAUUUGAAGAUCCACCUGGCUUGUCUGUUCCUGAUCGCUCACCAGAACCUACCAAGGAACAGCUAGAUAGUGGUAGAAUAGGAGCAGAUGAAGAAAUUGAUGACUUGAAAGGACGGUCUGCAGAUGAAAUAGAAGAAGUUCAGGCAGAAAAAGAAGCAAAAACUCGUGCCAUUCUUCUGGAAAUGGUGGGAGACUUACCAGAUGCAGAGGUCAAGCCACCGGAAAAUGUGCUGUUUGUUUGUAAACUGAAUCCAGUGACCACAGAUGAAGACCUAGAGAUAAUAUUUUCACGAUUUGGUCCCAUUAAAAGCUGUGAAGUGAUUCGAGACUGGAAGACUGGUGAAUCUCUGUGUUACGCUUUUGUUGAGUUUGAAAAGGAGGAAGACUGUGAGAAAGCCUACUUCAAGAUGGACAAUGUGCUGAUAGAUGACAGACGGAUACAUGUGGAUUUCAGCCAGUCAGUUGCAAAGAUUAAGUGGAAGGGGAAAGGUGGGCGGUAUACCAGGGAUGAUUUCAAAGAGUAUGAAAAGGAACGUGACAAACCUUCAAAAUUUGCUCUGAAAGAGAAGGUAAAACCAAAGCAGGAUGCCAAGUAUGACCUUCUGCUGGAUGAGGAUAUAGUAGAGUCUCAACCAAGUCGGUCACACUCAGCUAAAAAACAAAAGAAGAAAAAGCACCACCACUCUGAAGAUGAAGAGGAUGACAAGAGGAGCAAAAAGUCUAAGGAUUCGGACCGAAAACAUGAAGGAGAACGCGGUAGAGAGAAGAUGAGGAGUGAGAAGAAAGACAGGCAUCGGAGUCGCAGCCGAUCUCAGGAGAGAGACUACCCCUACAGCAAGCAAAGAGACAGAUACAAUGAAGACUCCCGAGUAAGAGACUGGGAUAAAAAAGCAGACAGAAGCAGAAGUCCUAAGAAAUCAAAAGACAAAGAGAGGUCCAAGUACAGAUGAAGGAUGAGAAAAAGAGAGAGGGGAGCUAAAACGUGUUUUAUUCCAGCAUUUCCAACGUUUGCUGAAAUGGAUGUGCACUUACUGGGUAAAAGCAGUUGCCUUCUGUUGGCAGGUUGGCCUUGUAGCUCCAUGAACGCCCAGCAUACCGCUGUCGCAGUGCCUCGAUCCAAACGGGUUCUUUCAAUAAAGUAUUUCACGUUGGUGAGCUG
This is a messenger RNA of Eurypyga helias (sunbittern), 1574 nucleotides long. RefSeq names its product peptidylprolyl isomerase (cyclophilin)-like 4 (gene PPIL4). The transcript has 12 exons. Gene Ontology annotation, cellular component: nucleus. Gene Ontology annotation, biological process: protein peptidyl-prolyl isomerization. Bases 91 to 1365 code for a protein of 424 amino acids. Lineage: Eukaryota; Metazoa; Chordata; Aves; Eurypygiformes; Eurypygidae. Gene Ontology annotation, molecular function: RNA binding; peptidyl-prolyl cis-trans isomerase activity. The record is from RefSeq and is a predicted model, not a curated record.